Molecule: messenger RNA, 1299 nt
Organism: Anguilla rostrata (American eel)
Lineage: Eukaryota; Metazoa; Chordata; Actinopteri; Anguilliformes; Anguillidae
Product: 50 kDa spicule matrix protein-like
Exons: 5
Coding region: 1-1299 (432 amino acids)
Source: RefSeq, a predicted model, not a curated record
AUGGUUUUGUUGAGAACUCUGUGUAAGAACUUGACUGGCCGGCAUAGAACUGUGUCCUCAACCCCAUCCAACACCUUUGGCUUCAAUUACAAAUACACCUGCGAGCCAGGCCUGAUCGCCCAAACAGGGCCCAACCUCACUAAUGCUGUUCUGGCGGAAACAAAUCUCCAGCAGCAAUGCUCCAACAUCGAGUAUAAAGCCUUCCCAGAAGAAGCCCGCUGUGACAGCCCCUGCAAUCUCCAGUUCCCAGCUGAUUCCCCUCACUUGGUCACUCAGCAUUCCGCACGCUUUUUCCCUAACUCCCCCACUCUGUCAGUCUUCGUGUAUGUCUCUUGUCCUGUCUCCUUGUCCGUCGCUAUUUUCCCCCCUCUCCAGCCUGCCAGAUCCAGCUCGCCUUUCGCCGGCCUCCCAGUCCAGUUCCCUUCUGCCAGUCCAGUCCAGUCCUGCCAGUCCAGUCCAGUUCCUUCCUGCCAGUUCAGUCCAGCCCAGCCCAUUCCAGCCCAGUCCGGUGACAGUCCCCAUGGGAUCCAGUCUGACGUUGCCUCCGCUGCAACUGCCUGUCCAGCCCAGUUCUGUGCCAGCUGUUCGCCGUUACCUGACCUGCAUCAGCUUCCGGCUCCAUUCCAGUCUCCCUGUCUGCGAAACUCUCACAUCGAGGAGGAGGAGGCGUCAGGGACGGCUCCUGACAUCCCAGAAGGCCGACCUGGGGAGGGAGUGAAACAGAGGGUGGGGCCUGGAGACAGGACAGAACUCAGAUGGGGUAGGACCCAGGAACAGGGCAAGACAGGGCUCGGGACUGGACAAGAAAGAAACGGGACUGGGGACUGGGACGAGACGAGACAGGGACGAGACGAGACAGGACAGGGACGAGACAGGACAGGGACGAGACAGGACAGGGACGAGACGAGCCAGGACUGGGACGAGACGAGCCAGGACUGGGACGAGCCAGGACAGGGACGAGACGAGCCAGGACUGGGACGAGACGAGCCAGGACAGGGACGAGACGAGCCAGGACUGGGACGAGCCAGGACUGGGGACUGGGACGAGCCGAGACAGGACUCGGGACUGCACAGGACAGAGGGGGAACUCAGGACUGGACAAGACAGGAACAAGACUCGGGAUGAGGUCCGGACACGGGACAGGACGGGACGGGGUCCGGGCGCAGGAACGGAAGCCGGACGGGGUCCGGGCGCAGGAACCAAAGCCAAAGGGGAGUCGGGUGCAACGGAACAGGACUGGACUAGACAAGACAGGAGCGGACUCAAGACAGACACUACACGGAACAGGACUCAGACAUGA